GAGGAGAAUACUAUUGUUUUUAUGGUAUAUUUUAAUGGACGAUAAUCAGAAAGUGGAGUAGCAAGCGCAGAAGAGAAUAGUUGUUGGGGAAGAGGGAGGGUUUACUAUGGUAUAGUACUACAGGUCUCUAGCUCUGACAUAAACAUCCAUUUCAUGACCGCCAUGACAAGCUCGAUGCCCGCGUCUCCGCCGCCUCUGGGUCGAGUCUAGUGGUCCAUCCUCACACACUGCUAUAUCACCUCUCUGUCUCUCUAGCUAAUUCAUUUUUCUCUUGGGGUUAGAUUUUCAUGAUCCUUCAAAUAUAAACUUCAGAAACCCACUUUCUAAUUUUGUGAUUUUGGAGGAAGAAACAAAAGAAGAAAUCGAUAUAAACCCAACAUCAAAAAUGGUUCCUCUGCAACUAGUACUACUGAACAUCUGUUUCUGAAGAUAUAUAUUUUGGAUUGUUUCUUUUUCUUCCUUUCCUUCGCAGAAUCAUAUACAGUACUUACUUAUAGAAACAAAGAAGAAAAGGUUCAUCUCAACACCGUGGAUUAUCAUUUCUGAGUAAGAUUCUCUUAUUCUCUCCUUCAAUACACAGAAACAGACACGUUGAUUUCUAAUCCUCACUCUCUUUGAAACGGCACCCAAAAUCCCGUAUCCGCGUAAACUACAUGCACGAUACAAACUCAGAAAAAUUACAAGUAGAGAAAGUAAGUGCUGAAGUCUUGAGAGCGUGGAGAGAGAUAAGUAUUCAUCAUGGAAGACAUGAAAGGUCUGCAGCAGCAGCAGCAGCAGCAGCAAGAUAUAAGAUCAGGUGGAGUGAUGAAGCAACAGUCUCAACAACAAAUACUUCUACAAGAAAACCCACAACCACAACAACCACAAAAAUGUCCUCGUUGUGAAUCACUUAAUACAAAGUUUUGCUAUUACAACAAUUACAGUUUAUCUCAACCUAGAUAUUUUUGUAAAGGAUGUAGAAGGUAUUGGACUCAAGGUGGAACCCUAAGAAAUGUUCCAGUUGGUGGUGGUUGUAGAAAAGGAAAAAGAUCAACACAAAACAAAAAACCAACAACUUCGUCUUCUUCUGCUACGUCUACUCAAGAUCAUCAUCAGCAACAGAAUGUAUCACAAAGUUCAACAUCCAAGACUUUAUUAAUGCCUUCUUCUGCUGCAAACCCGAGUCCUAUUUAUUAUUACCCAGGUGUGGGCGGGGGUAGUAUGGGAGCAUCAGGGAUGUUUUUAUCAUCAUUGGCACCUUACCAAUCUUUUAACCAGCAGAUACUACCCAUCAGUGCAAAUAAUGAUCACAACAAUAUUGGGGUUUCUAAUUCGGCUUUGUUACAAGGUUUUAGUCUUCCUUCUUUCCAGCAUCAACAAAAGCAACAGCAACUUCAGCCUCAUUCGCAAUACCUCAACAUGGGUGGAAUUACUAAAGAAGAAAAACCAAUUUUACCUUUGGAAGCAGGAAAUCUAAUUAGACCUCCUUCUACUCAGCAUCAUCAUCAAGAAUGGUUUCUUCCCAACUUCAACAACAGUAAUCCAAUCGGUACCUCAGAAGGAGUUAAUUAUUGGGACAGCCAAACCACCACCACCACCACUACCACCAACACAAACAAUGACAAUUGUUAAAAACAUUUGAUAAUUGUGAUGGGUAAAUCUAGAAUUAUCUAGAUAGCUAACUAUAACUCCCAUGGGCUUAUCUCAAUGCAUAGGCCCAGUCUAGAGAUAUCUAGACUCUUCUAAGAUAAAAAGAGUGCAAGCCCAUUCUAGAGUCUUCUAAGACAUUUUCCAUCAUGUGUAUCUAGAGAAUUCUUUCUCUAGAAUGAUCUAGGUCAAUUAGCUCUAGAGAUUUCCAAGUCUAGAGUAUUCUUAGUAGUUGGUCAUGAAGUAGUAUAAAUAGAAGCAAAUGUUGGCCUUUGUGGUAAUCCACAACUCAAGUGAGUGAGUAAGUAGUAAGAGUGAGAGCUAGAGUUUAGAGUAAGAGCCAAAGUGCCUCUUUGUAAACAACUAGUGUAAGCCAAAGUUGCUACACAAGCCUCUUGUAAUAUUUUCAUUUUCAUAUUAAUAUAAGCCUCACCUUUCAAUUAACCAACCUCUCUUCCUAAAUUCAUUUCCAUAAACCCAUCACAUUUCCGCAUUGCGCCAACAACAAUACCGCUACAGUAAGUACUACUGAUGGUACUACCACUCCUGUGAACCCACCACCAUCAACAGCAAUUCAGCAUCACUGGUCUGAUUUAGGAGGCAGUUUUGGUACUCCUACUACUACUGAUCAACCUU
This is a messenger RNA of Papaver somniferum (opium poppy), 2262 nucleotides long. Its product is annotated as dof zinc finger protein PBF-like. The transcript is spliced from 3 exons. The record is from RefSeq and is a predicted model, not a curated record. The coding region runs from base 739 to 1611 and encodes 290 amino acids. Lineage: Eukaryota; Viridiplantae; Streptophyta; Magnoliopsida; Ranunculales; Papaveraceae. Gene Ontology annotation, molecular function: DNA binding; DNA-binding transcription factor activity. Gene Ontology annotation, biological process: regulation of DNA-templated transcription.